Molecule: messenger RNA, 2422 nt
Organism: Exophiala xenobiotica
Lineage: Eukaryota; Fungi; Ascomycota; Eurotiomycetes; Chaetothyriales; Herpotrichiellaceae
Exons: 2
Coding region: 622-1860 (412 amino acids)
Source: RefSeq, a predicted model, not a curated record
GGCUAGUGGUCACGCAUGGCGAGAUGUCCCGGAGCGAGCUGCAAGAAAGGGCCAUGAUCCUCGACUCUUUGGCUGUUCAGUGCCGUACGUGCCAUACCAAGAAAAAGCGUCGGCCGGUGCCAAUUAAUUUCACUCAUCACUCAUCAAUCAUCAUCCCCUACUGCGCCCUGUCCACUUUACCUCUGCUCCGCCCACAACACCAGCAAUUUCUCUCGCUUUUGCUCGACUCGGUUAUUCUACGACUCUCUCUAUACACGUCGACCUGCACCAAUAUACGAUCCAUCAUCUAUGCUAGGCGACUGAGACCAAGCUUUCAAGCUUCCCUAGCACACACUCAUUUUGGAGAUCCAGAUCCGUUUACAAGGAUCCCCUCGCCGCUCACCCGUGCUCUGACAUCCGUCCACUCUCCGAAGUUGCCUGCGCGAUUGAACAGCUACAGCUCACUCUCUACUCCGUACAUCAUAACAGACGCUCUCUCAGACCUCGUUCUCCAAUUGACCGCCUGUAGAGUCUUUUGGAGACUUCCUUCAGCCUUGUUGAAUCGAUUCCAACCCUGUUCUACCGCUUGCUGCGGCAGGCCUGCUCUGGUCCUCGACACGCGAGAAAAGAGCUACAGCAGCCAUGUCGACAACAGAUACGGCAAGUUUAAGUUCGUCGACCGACUCGGUCAUUGUCACCACUCUUACCACAACCUCGACCAGCUUAACCACAUCGCCGACCACGACAGUCAUAGUCACAGAUACCUCAACCUCAACACCUGACACAACAUCCACGACUACGAUUCCCACCACCACGAGCGUCUCCUCCAUCUCCAUUCCUCCCUCGACGACUGUGAUCGAAACAACACCCACCACUACCGCGUCCCCCAGCGUAGUUGAAGUCACAUCUACAAUAACUCAAACUCCUCCAACGACAGAUAAUAGUACUCCCACACCUUCAGUAAUCGUGGUCACCUCGACAUACUCUCCAGAUACGCCCACAACAGACACUGCGACAGUGCGUCAGACAUCAACAUCCUCCUCGUCAAGCGCCACACCUUCAGCUUUAAGUGCCUCCGGAUCAGGUUCCAGUUCCUCAAGUGGUCUCGGUUCCGGUGCCAAGAUCGCCAUCGCCGUCGUAAUACCGAUUGUAGUUAUUGCUGCGGCCUUUUUGAUAGGAUUUUUCUUGUGGCGGAAGAGAAAGGCUCGAAAGAAUGCCGAAGAACAGCGAAAGAACGAAAUGGCCGAAUAUGGAUUCAAUCCGAAUAGCGACCCUACACUAGUGGCAGGCGUAGGCGCGUACACGGACAAUCAGUCAGAAGCUCAAGACGACGUCAGCGGCUAUCGUGGAUGGGGAGCAACUUCGUCAAAUCGCAAGGCUUCCACUACACUGGGAUCCAAUGGUCGUGGGCCCAACGGUCCGGCAAUGUCAGAAAGCAGCAGUCAGCCUGGAGGUUAUGGCUUCAACAACUCACCCAAUGGCGCCUCAGAUGCUUACUCUGCAGACCCUUUGAUGAACGGUCAUCCAGAGGGUGGUGAUGGCGUUGCGGCUCUCGCUGCUGGUGGCCUUGCCCGAAAUCGCAGUAAUGCUGCUGCGGACAUUCGUCGGGGACCGUCAAAUGCCUCAUCGGCGUAUUCUGCAGGUCAUCAGUCGGAAGAAUCCUCCGACACACCUAACAUGCCUGGGCCAUAUUACCAAGAAGAAGUUCCUUACAACAUUUAUAACGAUGCGGCACCGAGUCAUGGACCCUACGGUGAUGGUUCGUACGGUGGUUCAGGAGGUCAGCCUGUCAUACGCGAUGUCCAGGCCCGACGAAACACUCGUAUCGAACGAGCACCUACGUUUCCUCAGACCCAAGGAGGAAUUGCCCAGAACUUCUAGCAGCAGUUGUAAUCUAUCACAGGUACCAGCUUACGGCCGUCUUACUUUCAUUGCCAUGUGUCGUUGAGUCUGUAAAGGGAGUUCUCCGCAUUCGGUGCAUGAAAAGUUUGCUAGGAUAUCUUUAUCCUAUUUGUUUGGUUGCCUCCAUCUAUACCCCGGAGUUUGCGCUUUUGCUCAUUGGAAUUUUGACGAAUUUCAUAUCAUCAGCUAUUCGAUCACGGCAUUUGCAAGUCAUUGGGAGGAACAUUUCUUGUACAGAGAUUCAGGGAUAUAAGUACUGUUGCUCGAACAUUUGAGCAGUUGACCUAAUUAGUGGCUGGAUGUGCUUGUCGGAAGCUGAGUAGGAAUGCAGACUGGAUGAUGAGGAGUACCUACAUCGAGUGGCUCACGUAGCCUCGUAUCUAUAAGAAGCGAUCUAUGUGAAGUUUGACUACUUAUCCUACUAAUAUCAUUGUCGGAUCGGACUUGCUCGUAAGCUGCUUCAAUCGAUGUUGCGCACACAAAUAGAAUGUAAGAACAGCCUUGCGUCAUGUUCAUGGAAAUAUCAAAAUCGAACUUUAAA